AUGGCUGAAAGUAACUCAAUUGAAUAUUCGUUGGGAUCUCCUCUAGCACCAAUCAAAAUGUGUAAAUCUCAUGGAUUACCCAUUGAUUUAUUGUGUGAGGAUUGUGAAAAAUUCAUUUGUUCUGACUGUGCCAAAACAGAUCAUAGAGAUCAUGAUUGGAAAACUAUAUCCACAGCAGCCAUCCAAAGGAGGAAAGAUCUUCCUCAUUUUUUUAAGAGGAUCAAAGAAGAGGACCUACAUCAGAUUGAUGAGAAGAUAGAAAAGAUGUCAAAACAGAUAACAGAAAAUAAAGAACUGUGUGACUCAGAGAUUAAAGAUCUACAGAAGCAUUUUGAUGAGAUAAUGGCCAGGCUAGCAGAAAUCAAAAAACGCCAGGAGAGAGAAUUGAGAAACAAUUUGAUUAAAAAGAAUGAUCAAUUGAACUAUGUUAAAUCUGAGUUAGAGGAGAAGAAGAGAGAAAUUAUUGACACGGUGGAUUUUAUGGAGAAGCACUACAGCAUCAUGUCAGAUCCGAGGUUGAUUGAUAACCACAGAGAACUGACAAAAAUGUUGUGUGAACUGCAGGUUCAUAUGACAAACUGUGAACAUUCAGUGAGGUUCAUUAGAGGUGAAAUCAAAGAUGACUUACUUGAAUUCUUGGUUGGAAAAACUUUGGAUUUAAAUGAUAUUAAUGUGACUCAAAAAAAUUUAUUUCAUUAUGGAGAUAAAGCAAUACCAAUGUUGGAGACAUACAGUGAGGACCGAUGUUACAUCAAAGUAUAUGAAUCUAAAUAUACAGAAAAAGUCAAUCAGCAAGGCACAAAGGAACAUGAAUUUAGUAUUAUUCCUCAUGACAUGUGUGUGACUGAUAAUGGUGAUGUUUAUUUCACUGAUGUUAUUGAGAAGUCCAUUAGUUGUCUGUCACCAACGGGAUCUGUGUCUGAAGUCAUUGGCACAGUUCCACUGGAACCAGAAGGAAUCUGUAAAUCAGUGGACGGUGGACUACUGGUCACCUUGACAGACAAUGUAUCAGAUCUUUACAAAUUAGACUCACACAGCAGACGUUUGGUGAGACACAUCACAGUGACAGGUGAUGUAAUCCAUGAGUAUGAGUACCAGGAAGACGGUCAGACCAGACUGUUUACAUGGCCAUACAGAGUCACACAAAACAGUAACAGUGAUAUCUGUGUUGUGAACCGUACAAGUAACACUACAGGUGAUCUAGUGAUUAUGUCUCCUUCUGGUCGUAUGAAGUCUGUCUACCGUGGGCAGAACUUGACAAAGAACUUUUUUCCAACUGAUGUAGUGUGUGACUCCCUCUGUAACAUCCUUGUUACUGACCCACAUAACAACCAAAUCCGUCUGCUGAGUCCUCAAGGGGAGUUCUUGAAUUUCUUACUGAUAGAGGAUGAAGUGAACACUCCACUCUCAUUAUCCCUAUACAAGUCUACACUGUGGGUAGGAUAUCAUGAAGGACUUGUCAAAGUGUUUCUAUACGAAGUGUAA
Saccostrea echinata is the source of this 1485-nucleotide messenger RNA. RefSeq lists its product as uncharacterized. The record is from RefSeq and is a predicted model, not a curated record. Gene Ontology annotation, cellular component: chromatin; nucleoplasm. Gene Ontology annotation, biological process: positive regulation of DNA-templated transcription. The transcript has a single exon. The coding region runs from base 1 to 1485 and encodes 494 amino acids. Lineage: Eukaryota; Metazoa; Mollusca; Bivalvia; Ostreida; Ostreidae. Gene Ontology annotation, molecular function: ubiquitin-protein transferase activity; zinc ion binding.